Chelonoidis abingdonii (Abingdon island giant tortoise) is the source of this 4185-nucleotide messenger RNA. RefSeq names its product DnaJ heat shock protein family (Hsp40) member C5 gamma (gene DNAJC5G). The record is from RefSeq and is a predicted model, not a curated record. NCBI's taxonomy places the organism in Eukaryota, Metazoa, Chordata, Testudines, Testudinidae.
AGGGCCGGCCAGGGUUAAGGUGCGUGCGCAGGGCUCGGACUGCGCAUGCGCAGUCGUGACGGCGGCGGGGGUCCUGGUUCCACCGGGUCGGUGGCGAAGCUGCGCGGGCCGCGGAGCCGCCGAGCAACAUGGCGGAACCCGGCCGACUCCAGCGGAAAAUGUCCCGGGCUGGGGAGAGUUUGUACAGAGUCCUGGGCCUGGAGAAGGGGGCUUCUUCAGAGGAGAUCAAGAAGGCAUACAGGAAACUGGCCCUGAAGUACCACCCGGACAAGAACCCUGAGAAUCCCGAGGCAGUGGAGAAGUUCAAGGAGAUCAACAAUGCGAACGCGACGCUGAAUGAUGAGAACAAGCGGCAGAUCUAUGAUGAGUAUGGCUCCAUGGGGCUCUACGUGGCGGAGCAGUUUGGCGAGGAGAGUGUCAAGUACUACUUCCUUAUGUCCAAGUGGUGGUUCAAGGCCUUGGCCGUGUGCUGUGGCAUCUUCACCUGCUGCUGCUGCUGCUGCUGUUGCUGUUUCUGCUGCGGGAAGUGCCGUCCACCUGAGGACGAGGACUCCUACAAAUACGUCAACCCCGAGGACCUGGAGGCGCAGAUCCAAGCUGAGGCUGAAGACACCCAGACACCCAUUGUGGUGCAGCCCCUGCCUGCAGCAGCUGGAGAGGAGCCGAUGCCAGAUGCCAGCCUCAGGACUGACGCAUGAGGCCGACUUCGACCUGCUGACUGCCUGUCCCCUCGCCUGGACUCUGGGUGGGAACCCCUCUGGAACUGCCGCUGCCUGGGUUCUUGGCCCCUGUGCUGGGGGCAGCCAGGCCACUUGGCUGCGCCUUGAAUCUCAGGUAAACUGGCAAUGCCUGUGGGGUGGCUGUUCCUGCAAGGACUCGCUCCUGCGCCUGCCCAAGGCUCCUCAUGCUGUGAUUUCUCUGGCUGCUGCAGCAGCCUGCUGACUGGCCAGGCUCCCUGCGCUGGCAUUGCUGCACAAGGAACCUGAGACUGGAAACCCCUGGGUAACCUCCCCACAGAAGGCUGCACUGCUGCGCAGCCCCCAUCCCUGCCUCGGCCGGUCACCCAGCACCAGCACCCGCCUGGCUCUCCCCAGCCGGGCCCCUCCCCCCACGACCCAGUGUUUACAGCUGUGCGGACGCCCAGCUCACAGGCCCUGGCCUGAGAAGCACAAGCUUGUGCCCCAGCCAUGCAGCCUGGAGGCAAAUGAGACCAACCCCACUGUAACUAGCCCGUGGAGAUGGGGCAGCUGCAGGCUGAGCCUGCUGGGCACCCUGCUGCUUCCAAGGGCCUGUUCCUUCCCUGUGUUGGGUGCCAAACACAGCUCUCUGGCCAGGCGUGGUCCUGGCAGGCUGGGUGUGGUCCUGGCAGACAGUGCACUCACUGCCUACUUGCACUGUGGCUUGCUGCCCUCCCCCCCCAGGAGGCAGCACCCCCUCCCUCAGCCCUCCUGGCCUGGCCUCCAUGUGGCACAGACAACCUCAGUCACUGUGUCUGAGCCUCAUGGGUGUCUCUGCCAGCGCCCUGGGGCCCACUGGGGUGGUGUGUCAGGGCAAUAAAGGAACCUGUUGUCUGGAUUUGGUGGCACCAUUAAAGGCUGCUUGGGGGCUUGUCUCUCACCAUGGUCUUUGCCCUGCCAGCACCGCUCUGAGUCCAUGACUUGCACCUGUGCGGCCAGCUCCCUGCCCAGCCUUGCUCCAGGCUAUGUCCUCAGGAGUGUGUCCAGAGACAGGCUGUGUGCAGCUCCUCUCGCCCGUGUCCCAGGACUGGCCCCAGCACCAGAGGCCCAGCCGCUCUAGCGCUGUUGCAUUACUGUGUGCUGAGAGCCAGUGAAGGGUGCGUGGUCACAGCUGGGCGGGAGCCUUCCCUGCAGGGGCUGUCAGCUGGACAGUGAGGGACCAGAGAGGGGGAGGGACAUGGCUGGACCUCAGCGUCUGCUGCCUGUGGCCACCUCCCUAGGAGCCUGGCAGAGCAGGGGCAGGGUCCUUGCUCAGCCCUCAGCCCCUGGCAGCUGCACUGCAGCCUGGCUUGAGCAUGGAGGAAGGAGUGAGCCCACCGGGCAAUCCAAGCGUCCCUGUGAAGAGAGCCAAAGCUGCCUAGUUCUCUUAGAACCUAUAACUUGCCUGCAGAACUUCCUGCCACUGCAUGCUGCGUGGGGUGAGGAGAGAGCCAGGACAAGGGCACCCUGGGCUCUGAGGCUGUCUGCUAACAGCUGGGGCUGGGCUCGCCUAGCAGCACCCGCUGUGCCACUCUCGGCUGUCCCAAGCUGCUGGGUGUGAGGCUAGUGGUAUCGCACUGCUCCUCCUUGGGUGGGUGGGGGAAGUCUAGAUGGCCUGGCUCAGGGAGGGGUGUGAACCCAGCUUAGGACUCCCUGCCCAAGGCAUUGCCCCCCUGUGUCUAUGCGCCUGUGGCCAGAGAGGGGUUGCCAUCCUGCAGCCUGGGGCUGCUCCCUAGAGGGGAGAGGCAAUGCAGCUGUGAGCUGUGGGGCUCUUUGGGGAGGGCAUGGGGUCCCAUCCCUCUGCUGAAGUCAAGAGGGGCCAUGGCAUGUAGAUCAUUAUGGCAGUGCUGCGGGGGGGGUCAGCUGGGGUGUCAUUGGCUGGGGUCCAGGUGGGAUGGAGGUGGAGUCCAGCUGGAAGGGCCCAUUGUGCCCCCCACAUCAGCUGGCCUGGAGUGUCCCCCAACACCUCCUGUGUCCAGCCCUCAGCGCCUGGCUGACCUCAGAGUGGAGGGGUUACAGCCAAGUGCCCCUGGCCUGCUGGAUGCUGCCUCCUGGCUCUCCUGGGCAGCAGCUCCCACUGUGCUGUGCCAAGGGGGGGCGGCACCUGGCAGAGCUGGGAGUGGAGUAUGACCUUACCCUAGAGGCUGAAUGGGCCUGGGGCAGGGCAGAAGGCCCUUGGAAUCACAUACAGACCCUCGCACCCCACCAUGCAGCUGCUCCCUGCACUGCACCUCCCGUGGAGGGUGGUUAACUCCCACCCCCCAAGUCCAGGUUCCUCCCCUGUGUGGAGAUGGGCCUGGGGAAGACACCUGCCCAGGCCUCUGCUCCCAAGGGAGUUGCUGUGAGCUGGAGCCACCAAUGCUUGUCCCCCAGCUGUCUCUGGCUGCCCUCCGUCGCAGGUGCUGUGUGGGGAGGGGGCAGUGGAUGGAGGCUGCUGCCCUGCCAGGGCACAGAUGACUUCUGGGGCUGCUCGGUGUGCCAAGGGUUAAUUGUCUGCUCAGGCUGCCCUCUCCCCUGGCCUGUGGGCUGGAAUCAGCUGGGCAGGUGGGGGUGCCAGGGCAUGGCUGGGCAGGGGCAGUGCAUUCCCCAGUGCUUGUCAGCCUGUGGGGCAGAGAGGCCAUGGAGUACGCUCUGUGGGAGGGGCCAGUCAGUGUCACAUGCUGGUAGCAGAGACCAGGCAAGGACCGACCAGGCCAGGGGGUGACCUGGCCCUUUAACCAGUUCAGCUCUGUGUCAUUCAGGAGGGAGCCCCUCCCCCAACCCAUAGGGCCAGGUUUGUUGGCCUUUCUUAGUACCAGGUGGUUCAAAGACGCCUCCACCAAUUGUACCAUGUCAGGCCAGCCCCCGUGCCCCACCAGUGGCACCACACCAACCUCGGGUCCCCCCUCCCACAACGCAGCACACCAGGCCCCCUGCAACAAAGUGGGAAUUUCUUGCAAUGCUUUCCUGAAGGCUGAGCCUGGCGAGACUUCCUGGGUGGGGGCUGCUGCCAGGGGGCAGAGGGAUUAAAUGCCCCUGGGCAGAGCAGGAGGGGUGUGUCAGGGUGUUAUGGCCAGGCUGCCCUCACCUCAGCUCCAGUGAGGAUCCGGCUGAACAGUGGGAGCCCCCAGGACUGAACAAGCUCCAGCAAGUGGGGCUGGGGACUGACCUAUGGCUGGUACAGGAGCUGGCCUUUAGUGAGACCUAGGGCUGCCUGGGAUGGACAGACAUUCGAGGGGGAGGGGGCAAAAGUGGAGCCCACAACAGCUUGGCUGGCUAGACUGUAACUUAACCUGAGAGCUCCCCAGUCUGUGCCCAGGGGCCCAAGACCGGCUCUGGGGAAAGGCCGCCUGGUGUCACUGCAGGCACUGGCGGGUGUAGGGAUCCCUGCAGAGUGGCCGAGUCUCUCCCAGGCAGUGGUUUCCCCAGGAAUUGAAAUUAGGGGAGGUGUUCAAAUUUACAGGGGGGGUGUUAGGACCAAUGAGAUAAA